This is a messenger RNA of Coregonus sp. 'balchen', 3235 nucleotides long. NCBI's taxonomy places the organism in Eukaryota, Metazoa, Chordata, Actinopteri, Salmoniformes, Salmonidae. The record is from the annotation of a GenBank genome assembly.
CAUGAUCAUCAGUGAUCCCGCUCAGAUUUUUUUUGAACAAAUUCGAAAGUGAAAGGAAACUGCGACGAAUAAGCACAGUACAUGUAUUGUUCAACGGUCUUGUCCGGGGAAGAUCAAGUCAAGUUAUUUGCACAAGUGUGAUUUAGAUAUUACAUGGUAAAGAUUUGUUAGCGUUAAUAUUUCCCGACUUUAUUUGGAUGUCGAGAUUUGUCAGAGAUUUGACGCACGACAUGCCACCUUGCGUGAUUGAAAAAGCCAGCUCGAGGGCCCUGAAUACAGUAAGUAGGCCUAGACUUUUACAGCUACAUCGUGGCAUACCGUGCUUUACCUUUGUCUCGUUUGUUAUAAACUAUUGCGGAAAUACAGUAUUUAAAUGGAUUUAGCGACGAUGGACCAUAAGGCCAAUGAAUAUAUUUUAGAUUGCUAUUUGAAAGUGAAAGUAAUAUGUGCCCACAAAAGAUUAGCAAGAUUUUUCAUAUAACGUUAGUGAAAUUAACAAUUGUUCAUUCUCUUUAGGUUAUGCGGUUGUGCAUAUUGGCAGCUUUGUGCGCGUCUCUUUCCACUGCCACUACCGGUGAGUAGCGAAGACUAGUGGCGGUUUAAAAUCUUUACUGAAUUAUGACAAAUAUGCAAUAAAGGGACUGUAAUAGCAUAAUUACAGUAUUUGUAUAGGCCUACUUGCAAUAACUGAUGUGAUGCGUUGCCCUUCCUCUGAUGGCAGGUUGGGUGCGGUUUGAUAAGUGGGGUUAAACACAGUUCAGAGGGUUAUUUAAGCAAUAGCAAUAAGGCACCUCAGGGGUUUGUGGUACACACUUAUAUAUACACAAAAGUGAUAUCUAGAGCCUAAAAGGGUUCUUCGGCUGUCCCCAUAGGAGAAUCCUUUGAAGAACCCUUUUUGGUUCCAGGUAUAACCAUUUACAGAGGGUUCUAUAUGGAACCCAAAUGAGUUCUACCAAAAAGGGUUCUACCUGGAACCAAACAGGAUUCUCCUAUGGGGACAGCUAAAUAACCCUUUUGGAACACUUUUUUCUAAGAGUGUAUAUUGCCAAUAUACCAAGUCUAAGGACUGGCUGUUCUUAUGCUGGAUACAGCCUUAGCCGUGGUAUGGGGACAGCCGAAGAACCCUUUUAGGCUCUAGAUAUCACUUUUGUAUAUAUAUAAGUGUGUACCACAAACCCCUGAGGUGCCUUAUUGCUAUUAUAAACUGGUUACCAACGUAAUUAGAGCAGUAAAAAUAAAUGUUUUGUCAUACCCGUGGUAUAUGGUCUGAUAUAACAUGGCUGACAGCCAAUCAGCAUUCAGGGCUUGAACAACCCACUGUAUCUACAGUGCAUUCGGAAAGUAUUCAGACCCCUUGACUUUUUCCACAUUUUGUUAGUUAUAGCCUUAUUCUAAAAAUUUCAAUAUGGCAAUAUGGUAAUAAUGCAUGCAAACAAAAAUGUGUUUUUUGGUCUUAAUUGAAGGCAUAAGGUUAGCAGUGUGGUUAAGGUUAGGGUUAGAUUUAAAAUCAGAUUUUAAGAAUAGAAAUGGUAGAAAUAGGCUGGGUUUUGUAACUAACUUUGUGGCUGUGGUAUCCAGUGACCACCCAGUUAUAGCUUCGCAAAGCCGCCUGAUCCCGCAAGCUUACAUUCAUGUUGUAUCUGCAGCGUGAAUCAGUCUGUUAUUUACGAGGCUACUAGUUUUCUGUUGGACAUUACAGAUUUAAAGGUAUCGGAUCUUUGGAUACCAGAACACAAAUGUCUUGUAGGCUAUAUUUUGGAGGUGCCUUGAGAUGUAUUUUACAAAAAACAAACAACACAUUUCUGAGGCUUUUACUUUUAGUAGUAAUAAUAAUAAUAAUAAUAAUAAUAAUAAUAUUAAUAACUUCAUAGAACUUAUGACAUUUUAAACUCACCAAGUUAAAACAAAGUUAAACAGUGUAAUCAGAAGAUGGGAGUAAUUUGAACACCUUCCUCCUCCUCCUAUCAGAAAUGUUCACAUUUUCGGUACCCAAGGAUCCGGUCUCGGUGCGGUUGGGACAUGUUGCCACCAUGCCAUGCUCGCUCACCCCUUCCAUGAACGCGGAGGGCCUGGAGGUGCGUUGGUACCGGCCCAAACAUUUUGACAACCCGGUCUUGCUCUACAGAGAGAGACAGAUCCAGGAAGCCUUACAGCAGGCCCAAUACGUGGGCCGCGCCUCCCUUGGGCUCCGGGAGGUUACGUCAGACGGGCUGAAGGGAGGUGAUGUGACCUUGAAGCUGGUUAAUGUCACUCUGAGGGACCAAGGGGAAUAUGUUUGCUACGUCAGCAGUGACCAGGGCUAUGAGAGUGCCAGUGUCUUUCUCAACGUGACUGGUGAGUUCAUUCAAACAUAUCCAGGAAUGAUGCUACAGAAAUGAAAUGGUCUCCAUCAUAAUGUCUCCAUCAUAAUGUAUCCAUCAUAAUGUCUCCAUCAUAAUGGUCUCCAUCAUAAUGUCUCCAUCAUAAUGGUCUCCAUCAUAAUGUCUCCAUCAUAAUAUCUCCAUCAUAAUGUCUCCAUCAUAAUGGUCUCCAUCAUAAUGUCUCCAUCAUAAUAUCUCCAUCAUUCUUUCACCAAUAGUUGAAUUAUCUGAGGUAUAAAAAAAUAGUGUGAGACUCUCGGAUACGUGACAGUAUUUUGUUUAAAACCCUCCGCAAUAUUGUGCACUUGAUCUCCUUCCCAGUGGUGGGCACCCCUCCUCUCCUCUCAGCAGUGAGAAGAGAUGCUGACUCUGUGAACGUGAGCUGUGUUUCCCAUGGAUGGAAGCCAAGGCCCAGCCUACAGUGGUCAGAUGGGAGGCAGACUCUGAAACCUGAAAGGCUGGACUACAGCAGUGGUGCCCAAGGUCUGGUGUCUGCCCACAGCUGGAUCCUCUCUUCCCCAUCCAGUGCUCCCUGGGUAUCCUGUUCUCUGGUUCUGUCUGAAGGGGAGGAGUGGGAGGGAAGAGUGGACCUACGGAACCUUGCGGCUGUACCAGGUAAUAGAAGGAUAAUAACCUUGUUUCUUUCUGCUAUGAGCAUAUGGUGAUCUGGAACCUAUCACAAGGUGUGUGUGUGUGUGUGAGUAUUUAUUAAGCUUCUGUGUAUGCAAACGUGUGUGUGUGUUUGUUUGUUUGUGUGUGUGUGUGUGUGCGUGUUUGUGUGUGUGUGUGUGUGUGUGUCUUUGUUUGUGUUUGUGUGUGUGUGUGUAUGUGUGUGUGUGUGUGUGUUUGUGUGUGUGUGUCCACCAGUUUGUUGA